This is a messenger RNA of Hemicordylus capensis (graceful crag lizard), 7185 nucleotides long. It is a transcript of the gene PI4KA, whose product is annotated as phosphatidylinositol 4-kinase alpha. Gene Ontology annotation, cellular component: plasma membrane; cytoplasm. Bases 223 to 6543 code for a protein of 2106 amino acids. The record is from RefSeq and is a predicted model, not a curated record. Lineage: Eukaryota; Metazoa; Chordata; Lepidosauria; Squamata; Cordylidae. The transcript is spliced from 55 exons. Gene Ontology annotation, molecular function: 1-phosphatidylinositol 4-kinase activity. Gene Ontology annotation, biological process: phosphatidylinositol phosphate biosynthetic process; phosphatidylinositol-mediated signaling.
UCUUCAAUGCCCACAACCCAGCUAGGAUGCCGAAGGAAUUAUCAUACAGAGAAAUGUCGACACGAAAAUACUAGCGGAAAGGAGGUGGCAUAGAGACGCAGAGGCCUAGAGCGGCACCAUCACCCCGGUGCCGCCGCCGCCGCCAACGCCCUCAAGCCCGGCGGCAGCUCCCGCGAGAGGAGCGACGCGAGAGCGCGGCCGCCGGGAGGAAGGUUGGGCAAGAUGUCGGCCCUGGCCGUGGCGACGGCGGCGGCCGCCACCGCCGCGGCAGUGACCGCGGCGCGGGCGGAGAAGCCCAGCAGCCCGGGCUCGUCGCGGGGCUUCUACUUCAACACGGUGCUGUCGCUCGCCCGCUCGCUGGCCGUGCAGAGACCCGCGCCGCUCGAGAAGGUACAGAAGCUACUGUGCAUGUGUCCAGUAGACAUCCAUGGGAUCUUCCAGCUAGAUGAACGUCGCAGGGAUGCUGUGCUUGCUUUGGGGAUUUUUCUAAUUGAGUCUGACCUGCAACAUAAAGAUACUCUGGUUCCUUAUCUUCUCCGACUGCUGAGAGGCCUUUCCAAAGUGCAGUGGAUAGAAGAGAGCAAUUCACGGAAAGGCAGAGGCCUUCUUCCAAUUGCUGAAAACUUCAGCUUCUGCCUGGUGACCCUGUUGUCGGAUGUGGCCUAUAGGGAUGCCACUCUGAGAGAGCAGGUUUGGGAAGCAAUUUUGCAAGUGAUGCAAGUCUUGCUGGGAAUGUGCCAGUCGCCACAGAUCCAGGAUAAAGAAUACUUGUGCCGAUACGCUGUGCCGUGCCUGAUUGGGGUUUCGCGAGCAUUUGGGCGCUACAGCAACUCCGAAGAGUCUCUCCUGUCGAAGCUCUUCCCUAAAGUUCCUCCACAUUCCCUCCGCGCCCCCAACGAGCUGGACGGCAUUCGCAGACGCUCUUUCAACGACUUCCGGUCGAUCCUUCCAAACUCGCUGCUCUCUGUCUGCCAAGAAGGCUCUUUGAAGCGGAAGACCAGCAGCGUCUCCAGCAUCUCUCAGGUCAGCCCUGAACGUGGAGUCCCUCUCCCCGGUUCCCCUGGAGGAUCUAGUGCGCAGUACUUUGAAGCAGGAUCUUACCUUCCUGAUGGCAGCACCGUGGAUCCUGAUUAUUACUUCUCUACAAUCAGCUCCAGCUUCUCCGUGUCGCCUCUCUUCAAUGGCAUUCACAACAAGGAGUUUAACGUUCCUCUCGACAUGCUCCGGCAGCUGCUGAACAUGGUAAAACAGAUUGUUGGCGAUUCUGUUCUCAAAAACCUGGACGCAGUCAUUGCUGAAGUUAUUGAGAUGAAUCCCCAUGCAGACCUGUACUACAAAAUGUUCAGUGAUCCCCUCUAUGUUGCCCAGUUCAAGAUGCUGAGAGACACGUUAUACUAUAUGAAAGAUCUCCCAAACUCAUUUGUGAAGGAAAUUCACGAGUUUGUGCUGGAGCAGUUCAACAGCAGCCAGUCGGAGCUUCAGAAAAUCCUUCACGACGUUGAACGGUCACACAACGAGCUGACUCCUUUGAAGCUGCGUUGCCAGGCCAAUGCGGCCUGCGUGGACCUCAUGGUGUGGGCGGUGAAAGAUGAGCAAGGGGCGGAGAACCUGUGCAUCAAGUUGUCAGAAAAGCUGCAGUCCAAGACCUCCAGCAAAGUGAUCAUCGCUCACCUGCCUCUGCUGAUCUGCUGCUUACAGGGCCUGGGCCGUCUGUGUGAAAGGUUCCCUGUGGUGGUUCAUUCUGUCAAUCCAUCUUUGAGAGACUUCCUUGUGAUCCCAUCUCCAGUCCUGGUGAAACUUUACAAGUACCACAAUCAAUAUAGUACAGGUGGGACCGACAUCAAGAUCAGCAUAACGAACGAACACACCGAGUCCACGGUCAGCGUUAUGUCGGGCAAAAAGAGUCAGUCCUCCAUGUACGAGCAACUUCGGGACAUUGCUAUCGAUAACAUCUGCAGGUGCUUGAAAGCCGGCCUGACGAUAGACCCGGUAAUUGUCGAAGCUUUCCUUGCCAGCCUGUCGAACCGUCUCUACAUCUCCCAAGAGAGCGACAAGGAAGCCCAUCUGAUUCCUGACCACACCAUCCGUGCGUUGGGGCACAUCGCGGUGGCCCUGCGAGACACCCCCAAAGUGAUGGAGCCGAUCCUCCAGAUCCUCCAGCAGAAGUUCUGCCAGCCCCCGUCCCCACUCGACGUGCUCAUCAUUGACCAGCUGGGCUGUUUGGUCAUCACUGGAAACCAAUAUAUUUACCAGGAAGUGUGGAACCUGUUUCAGCAGAUCAGUGUCAAAGCAAGCUCAAUUGUGUAUUCUGCAACGAAAGACUACAAGGACCAUGGAUAUAGACACUGCUCCUUAGCUGUCAUCAAUGCCUUGGCCAACAUAGCGGCCAAUAUUCAGGGCGAACACCUUGUGGAUGAAUUACUCAUGAACUUGCUGGAGCUGUUUGUGCAGCUGGGCCUGGAAGGGAAGAGAGCCAGCGAACGGGCGAGUGAGAAAGGUCCAGCACUAAAGGCAUCUAGCAGCGCUGGGAACCUUGGAGUGUUGAUUCCUGUUAUUGCUGUGCUGACCAGACGCUUGCCACCCAUCAAGGAAGCGAAGCCCAGAUUGCAGAAGCUUUUCCGCGAUUUCUGGCUGUAUUCCGUGCUCAUGGGAUUUGCGGUAGAAGGCUCAGGUCUUUGGCCGGAAGAGUGGUACGAGGGUGUCUGUGAAAUCGCCACCAAGUCCCCGCUGCUGACGUUCCCCAGCAAAGAGCCUCUUCGUUCUGUCCUCCAGUACAACUCGGCCAUGAAAAACGACACCGUGACGUCCGCUGAACUGGGUGAACUGCGGAGCACCAUCAUCAAUCUCUUGGAUCCUCCUCCAGAAGUGUCUGCCCUGAUCAAUAAGUUGGACUUUGCCAUGUCUACCUACCUGCUGUCUGUGUACCGUCUAGAAUGCAUGAGGGUGUUGCGUUCCACAGACCCAGAUCGCUUUCAGGUGAUGUUCUGUUACUUUGAGGACAAAGCCAUUCAAAAGGACAAAUCGGGUAUGAUGCAGUGUGUAAUAGCGGUGGCCGACAAGGUGUUUGAAGCUUUCCUCAGCAUGAUGGCUGACAAACCGAAAACGAAAGAGAACGAAGAGGAGCUGGAGAGACACGCGCAGUUCUUGCUGGUGAAUUUCAACCACAUCCAUAAAAGGAUCAGGCGGGUGGCAGAUAAAUAUUUAUCAGGCCUUGUAGACAAGUUUCCUCACUUACUAUGGAGUGGAACGGUGUUGAAGACCAUGCUAGAUAUCCUCCAAACCCUCUCCCUUUCCCUAAGUGCAGACAUUCACAAGGACCAGCCAUACUACGACAUUCCGGAUGCCCCGUAUAGGAUCACGGUUCCUGAUACAUAUGAAGCUAGGGAGAGUAUAGUAAAGGAUUUUGCCGCACGCUGUGGAAUGAUUCUGCAGGAAGCCAUGAAAUGGGCCCCUUCAGUCACCAAAUCUCACUUGCAGGAAUACUUAAACAAGCACCAGAACUGGGUGUCGGGGUUGUCGCAGCACACGGGGCUGGCCAUGGCCACCGAAAGCAUCCUCCACUUUGCAGGCUACAACAGACAGAACACCACCCUGGGGGCAACCCAGUUAACAGAGAGGCCUGCCUGUGUGAAGAAAGACUACUCCAAUUUCAUGGCUUCCCUCAACUUGCGCAAUCGCUACGCUGGAGAAGUAGCUGGGAUGAUCCACUACUGCAACGCCACGGGGCGUUCGUCCGAUCUCAAUAAGCUAAUGAUCAAACAGCUCAACGAUGCCCUGGACCCAGGCCUACCACAAUACUACACUCAAGCCAUGUUUAAGUUGACUGCCAUGUUAAUCAGUAUCCGAGACUGUGACCCUCAGCUUUUGCAUCACCUGUGCUGGGGCCCUCUGCGCAUGUUCAGUGAGCACGGCAUGGAGACGGCCAUAGCCUGCUGGGAAUGGCUGCUUGCUGCGAAGAAUGGAGUAGAAGUGCCGUUCAUGCGAGAAAUGGCCGGGGCCUGGCAGAUGACCGUGGAGCAGAAAUUUGGCCUGUUCUCCGCUGAGCAGAAAGAAGCGGACCCGUUAGCUGCUUCGGAAGAAAGCCAGCCCAAACCGUGUCCGCCCGAGAUCACGCCACAUUACAUCUGGAUAGAAUUCCUAGUCCAGAGGUUUGAAAUUGCAAAGUACUGCAGCUCGGACCAGGUGGAAAUUUUCUCCAGCUUACUCCAGCGAUCCCUUUCCCUAAACAUCGGAGGCGCCAAGGGCAGCAUGAACCGGCAUGUGGCUGCUAUUGGGCCCCGUUUCAAGCUGCUAACUUUGGGGCUGUCCCUGCUCCAUGCGGAUGUGGUUCCCAAUGCAACCAUUCGCAACGUCUUAAGAGAGAAGAUUUAUUCAACCGCUUUUGAUUACUUCAGUUCUGCCCCCAAGUGUCCGACCCAAGGCGAGAAGAGGCUGCGUGAGGAUAUCAUCAUAUUAAUCAAGUUUUGGACGGCAAUGUUCUCCGACAAGAAAUAUUUAACAGCCAGCCAACUUGUGCCCCCUGAUAACCAGGAUACAAGGAGCAACCUGGACAUCACAGUUGGCUCUCGGCAGCAAGCCACACAGGGGUGGAUAAAUACGUACCCGUUGUCCAGCGGCAUGUCAACUAUCUCCAAAAAAUCAGGCAUGUCCAAGAAGACUAAUCGAGGCACCCAGCUGCACAAAUACUACAUGAAGAGGAGAACGCUGCUGCUGUCGUUGCUGGCUACCGAAAUCGAGCGCCUUAUUACGUGGUACAACCCACUCUCUUCCCCGGAAUUGGAGCUGGACCAGACUGGAGAGAAUAGCGUGGCCAACUGGAGGUCGAAGUACGUCAGUCUGAGUGAGAAGCAGUGGAAGGACAAUGUGAACCUGGCAUGGAGUAUUUCUCCUCACCUGGCUGUCCAGCUUCCCACCAGAUUCAAAAACACAGAAGCGAUUGGCAUGGAAGUGACCCGGCUAGUGCGCCUGGACCCCGGAGCCGUUAGCGAUGUGCCUGAAGCCAUCAAGUACCUUGUCACGUGGCACACGAUAGACGCAGAUGCCCCGGAACUGAGUCACAUUCUGUGCUGGACCCCUACCGACCCUCCAACGGGGCUCUCGUACUUUUCCAGCAUGUAUCCACCCCAUCCGUUGACAGCUCAGUAUGGUGUCAAAGUCCUGCGGUCUUUCCCGCCGGAUGCCAUCUUAUUCUACAUUCCACAAAUUGUACAGGCUCUUAGAUAUGAUAAGAUGGGCUACGUACGAGAGUACAUCUUGUGGGCGGCGGCCAAAUCCCAGCUGUUGGCACACCAGUUCAUUUGGAAUAUGAAAACUAACAUCUACUUGGAUGAAGAGGCACAUCAGAAAGACCCGGACAUUGGGGAACUGUUGGAGCAGCUCGUUGAGGAAAUCACCGGCUCGCUUUCUGGGCCCGCAAAGGAGUUUUAUCAGCGGGAGUUUGAUUUCUUCAAUAAAAUCACCAACGUUUCAGCCAUCAUCAAGCCUUUCCCGAAAGGUGAAGAAAGAAAGAAGGCCUGCUUGCACGCUUUAUCUGAGGUGAAAGUACAACCCGGUUGUUAUUUGCCUAGCAAUCCCGAAGCCAUCGUUUUGGACAUUGACUACAAGUCGGGAACGCCAAUGCAAAGUGCUGCAAAAGCCCCCUACUUGGCCAAGUUCAAGGUGAAGAGGUGUGGCGUCAGUGAACUUGAAAAAGAAGGUCUCCGUUGCCGUUCAGACUCCAUAGACGAAAGCGGAGAGGAUGGGGUAGAAAGCAAGAAGAUCUGUUGGCAGGCAGCCAUCUUUAAAGUGGGCGAUGACUGCAGACAGGACAUGUUAGCCUUACAAAUCAUCGAUCUCUUCAAGAACAUCUUUCAGCUGGUCGGCCUGGACUUAUACGUGUUCCCCUACAGAGUAGUGGCUACGGCUCCAGGGUGUGGCGUUAUUGAAUGCAUCCCUGACUGUACGUCCCGCGACCAGCUGGGCAGGCAGACCGACUUUGGGAUGUAUGACUACUUCACAAGGCAGUAUGGAGACGAAACGACCCUGCCGUUCCAAAAGGCCCGCUACAACUUCAUCCGCAGCAUGGCCGCCUACAGCCUCCUCUUGUUCCUGCUCCAGAUCAAAGACCGGCACAACGGCAACAUCAUGCUGGACAAGCACGGGCACCUCAUUCAUAUCGAUUUUGGCUUCAUGUUUGAGAGUUCGCCCGGUGGGAAUCUGGGCUGGGAACCAGACAUCAAGCUGACGGACGAAAUGGUGAUGAUCAUGGGAGGGAAGAUGGAGGCCACCCCGUUCAAGUGGUUCAUGGAGAUGUGUGUCAGGGGAUACCUGGCCGUCAGGCCCUACAUGGAUGCCGUGGUCUCCCUGGUGACUUUGAUGCUGGACACAGGCCUGCCUUGUUUCCGAGGGCAGACAAUCAAGCUGUUGAAGAACCGGUUCAGCCCGAACAUGACGGAGCGGGAAGCCGCCAACUUCAUCAUCAAGAUCAUUCAAAGCUGCUUCCUCAGCAACAGGAGUAAGACCUACGAUAUGAUCCAGUACUACCAGAAUGAUAUUCCCUACUGAAAGGAGUGGAAUUCUGCCGGAGACGCCACCUUCUCUCCACCUUCGUUCCAGCCUAGAAACGUGAACUCUUGGUCACACUCUUUCUGCUACUGUGUAUAUGUGUGUGUGUGUGGAUGCCUUCACUUUCCUGGCUCUUACAACACAAUCAAUCAGUUGAAUUCCUUGAUCUGUUCUGGGGUGCUGCUGUUCCUUGAUUCCGCAGGGGCUGAGCGGGAACCAGAGACUUGAAAUCCUCCUGCGGCUGUGGAUGUGCAUAAGUAAACAGGCACUCCUAAAUCUGAGGUGCGUGCGUGAUGGUCCCUGAGCAAUGCAAGGGUUUGUAGCUUUUUUUUUUUUUAAGCGAGAACCCUUAGAACGCCCACCCUGUAGAAUCUCAGACGGCGAAGGGGGCAGGCAGGGGGCACCAAAUAGCUCCAAUUCAUGCUGUAGAAAUUGUCGCGAUAAUCGUUCCUAGGUGGUGAUGUCCUUGCAUCUGUGUUAAUAUUGUACUUUGCACUGUAAAUGGUCCCUGCUCGAUGGUCAGUAUUUCUUACAUAUAUGAAGAAUGUAUUUUUUCCCCCUCUUGUGUGGUUUUAAAAGAAGAGAGAGAGACUACUGAAUAUAUAUUUAAUCUUAAAGAUGGAAUAAAAAGACCUUAGGAUA